UGGCAGCCCCUGCUGGGUGCGGCAGGGCAGCAACACCACCCGCAGCAGGAGCAGCAGCAACACCACCCGCAGCAGGAGCAGCAGCAACACCACCCGCAGCAGGAGCAGCAGCAACACCACCCGCAGCAGCAGCAGCGGCAACACCACCCGCAGCAGCAGCAGCGGCAGCAGCCUGGGACAACGCAUGAGGCCCCGGGGCAUGCACAUGCAGCAGCAGGGAGGGAGCCCUGCAUGGCCCCGGGUGUCAUGAGGACGAUGAUGGCACCUGGUGCAGCGCCCCCGCCCCCGCCCCCGCCAGCAAGUGCAGCAACCCUAAGCGGCGGGGGACUGCCACUGGCCCCACUGGGCAGCAUCAUGGGGCUGCCAGCCGCGAACAUGGGGCCCGCUAACCCCAUGUUUGCCCCUCCUCCUCCUCCUCCGCAGCAGCAGCAGCAGCCCCAGCAGCAGCAGCCCCAGAUAGGGUUGGGUUGGGCCGAGCCAGUACGUCAGCUGUACAGCAUGAUGGAUGCCGUACAGCAGCACGAGGCGAGCAGCAGCGGGCGGCUGAUGAGCGUGCGGGUGCAGUGGGGGAACCGUCCUGGGGCGCUGGCGCAGCAUGCUACUGAGGUGGUGACGGUUCCUCAAGACUGCAGCCUGGGUUACCUCCGCCGCUGCAUCUGCAAGGCCACGGGAGGAGCGCUGUGGCCGCGUGAGCUGCGACCCGUGGGUCACUCGGCAAGCAGCUUGAGUAAGGACGUCACUGACGGCGAGGAGGCGAGAGGAGGAGGCGACGACGCGGGUAUAGGACAGUCCGGCGGCGAUGCGGGUGCGGGUGGCCUGUUUAGGGUGACCCAUGGGUCGGCUAUCUCCGCUUUACCGCACGGUUUGAGUUCCAGCAACGACGAUCUUUCCGAGCGGCAAACGCAGCAACAGCAGCACCACCACCAGCAACAGCAGGGCCUUGAAGGGACGCAAACGAAAGGAGCAGGGGAGGCAGACGGAGGGGCUGCUUCUGCCGGGGAAGGCGCAUCCCCGCGAUCAGCCUCACCCCCACGUCACGGAGGUGGCAAUGGCGACGGCGGCGGCGGCGGUGCGAGUGCGAAUGCGAGUGCGAGUGCGGCGACUGAUAAUGAGAACCUAACGCUGUCGGAGCUGGGUAUCCUGUCGGAUUCGCUUAUUGUCAUGGAGGCGGACGUGCAGCUUCUUCCCUUCCAGCACCAACUGCUAACGGCCGUGUUGCAGACGCCGCUCCCGCUGCUAGCCUCCACACUGCCAGCUGCGCCCUCCACCGCCGUACUUUCCUCCGCCCCACCGCCCACAACCGCGCCAACCGGCUUUCCGUACCCUACUCUGGUCGGCAAUACGGCAGGUACGGCGGCGGUUGGCGGCUGGGUCGGCGCGUACGGACGCAACGGCGGCGGCGGUGUUGUUGAUGAGCCUGACGGCGACGACGAUGCUGCCGGCGGUAGCGGCGGCGGGUUUCGUACGACGUCUCGAAGGGACCGUCGCAAUGGCGGCGGCGGCGGCAGUGGCUUAGAUCCGGGAUCUGGUCGUGGCAAGGGCAGCGGCGGGGGGCCUCAGAAGGAGCGCUUUACCCUGGGGGAGAUGACAGCCCUGGUGAGCGGUAUUGAGGAGUUCGGGCUGAGGUGGGCGCUCAUUCAGAAGAGCCGCCCGGAGCUUCAGAACAAGAGACAGGGCGACUUGAAGGACAAGUG
This is a messenger RNA of Astrephomene gubernaculifera, 1694 nucleotides long. Lineage: Eukaryota; Viridiplantae; Chlorophyta; Chlorophyceae; Chlamydomonadales; Astrephomenaceae. The record is from the annotation of a GenBank genome assembly.